This is a messenger RNA of Colletotrichum karsti, 3045 nucleotides long. RefSeq lists its product as uncharacterized. Bases 1 to 3045 code for a protein of 1014 amino acids. Gene Ontology annotation, molecular function: protein binding. The record is from RefSeq and is a predicted model, not a curated record. The transcript has a single exon. Lineage: Eukaryota; Fungi; Ascomycota; Sordariomycetes; Glomerellales; Glomerellaceae.
AUGCAGAAUCCCGGAGCAUCUGGGCCCUCUCCCGCUAUCCGAGAAGCCCUUUUGAUGAGUAUGAGCAACGUCAGGGAAGCGAUUGCUCAGAACAAUCAGAGUCAUAAACACCCCGAUCCAAGCAUUGGCGGUCCAACCAUCGACAACGACCUUCGAAUUGCGAUCCAGUUGAACCACGGCAUAGCAACGGGCUGUCCGGACCAUGCGAAAGCUGAUAUGUGGUACCUUCAAAGCGACAUGUUCUUCGUCAAAUUCAGGCGCUCAGACGAUAAGAAGGCCCUCGAAGAAGCCAUCGUUGCCAUAGAACGGGCCAUGAAGGAGCUGGUCAGAUCGGUCAAUAAGGAAUCCCUGACUGGAAAGAUUUACCACCUCCAUGCGAGGCUUCUGCACUGGAGAUUCGGCUGGACCAGAUCCCUAGAUGAUCUAAAUAAGGGGCGUACGUCCGGUCAACGCGCCUACGACACAAUGCCAUCCAACCACCCGGAACGGCUCGGACUCGUGGAUCUUCUAGCUACUAUUCUGUAUGAGAUGUACCAAGCCACCUGCGAUCCAGAUCUCCUCAAGCGUUCCAUCUCGCUCACGAAAGAGACGGUUGAAAUGGGUCAAGAAGGGGAUUCCGCAUGGUGCAUUGCCACGAACCUUCUGGCCAGCCGCCUCCAAGCCGAGUACGACCGCUCGCAAGCCGUCAGCUUCUUGAACGAGUCCAUUCGUCAGGCGACCCUGGUGCUGGAACUCACGCCUUCCGACGACCCCGAACUGUGGGUUCGGCGGAAGAACCUGGGUGGGAAAUUCCUGGCCCGGUACGUGGGAGACAAACACGCGGCGGAUCUGGAUCUGGCCAUCACUCUCAACUACGAAGCCCGAGAAGUCUGCAAUUCCGAGUCGGAGGUCCACGACGUCAACCUUGGUCUGGCGACUUUGUUGCAUAACAGGUACGACUUGACUGGCGACAUCGCGGAUCUUGAGCUGGCCAUCGACUUGACGGAGAAGGCCAUCGGCCAGAUGACCGACAAGGAUCCGCAUCGACCCAGCUACCAGUUCAAUCUUGCCAACAAGUAUUGGGCCAAGUACGAGGCCCACAACGGUCUCGAGAAGACGCGAGUUCCCACAGAUCUGCUGGACGACACGACGAAGCUCGUGGACUUCCUAAUGAUCGGACAAGAGGAAAGACUUCAAAGAGCCAACAUAUCCGAUCUGGACAAGUCCAUCGAGUUCUAUCGCAAGGCCGUGGACGGAUUACCGGAGAAUCAUCUUCAUACGGCCAGGUUUGCCAUGUACACGGGGCGGGCCUAUGAGAACAGGCACUGCCGGUCAGCCGAGUUGAAGGAUUCCGACGAUGCCGUCUUCUUUUACGAGAAGGCUUGGCACGCGAGCGGCUCGCAUCUCCUCGAGCGUAUCACCGGGGCUCGCGAAGCAGCCAAGUUCUACACAUUUGCGUAUCCGAGAGACUUGGAGAAGGCGAGCGAAUGUCUCACGAGUGCCGUGGAGAUGCUUCCCAUGAUCAGCCCGCGAUCGAUAGACGACGAGGACAGACAGCACACGCUGCGGAACUUCGCCGGACUCGCAUCGGCGGCGGCUGCUGUCGCUCUCGAAGCAGGGCGUGAGCCUUCCAAGGCGCUGAACUUGCUCGAAAUCGGUCGUGGAGUCAUGGCGAACCUCGUGUUGCAGCUUCGCACAGAUACCUCUGAGCUCAAGCAGCUGCAUCCUCAACUAGCAAGCGAGUUUGAACAGCUUCGCAAAGAACUAAACCCGAACACGUCUGAAAGUGCCAAAAAAUUACCUCUUUUGACGGAAGAUAAGCGGCGCGCUGAUGCCGAGCAACGCUUCCGUGUGCUCGUGCAAGCGAUCCGGGAGAAGGACGGCUUCGAGUUCUUUCUGCUACCACCGCCAGUUGACGAGCUCAAGAGUGCUGUCGGAGACGGGUCGAUGGUCAUAUUGAACGUGUCUCAGCUCCGCUGUGACGCGUUUCUCAUCACCUCCGACGGGCUGAAGGUUUUGAGCCUGCCUCGUCUGACCUACGAGGAUGCCGAGAAACACGCCGCAAACCUCGCCAAGUCGCCAACCGCUUGCUCCUCGCAGUUGCUAGAGUGGCUUUGGGAUGUGGCAGCAGGGCCCGUCCUGAACGCGUUGGGCCUUCGAGAUUCCCCCGGAGAGAAGUGGCCUCGGAUCUGGUGGGUUCCCACCGGCCCGCUCGUGCACCUCCCACUGCACGCGGCAGGCUAUCACGAUGAUGGUUCCAAAGACACCGUGCUGGACAGAGCCAUGUCUUCGUACUGCACCUCUGCGACCUCGUUUUCGUAUAGCAGGCGGCAUGAUGUUGAGGAUGGCGUGAGAGAUCAGCCGGGGCACGCUCUUCUCGUCCCAAUGAAGAAGACUCCGGGAAUGGAAGACCUGAAAUUCGCUACUCAGGAAGUCGACAAAGUCAGUCAGAUCUGCGAGUCCAUCGGUUUGGAUGUCGUGCGGCCGGAAGUUCCCAAACAAGAAGCUGUUCUCGAAUCUCUUCGAUCUUGCAGGAUUUUCCAUUUUGCCGGCCACGGACAGACGAACUCCAAAGACCCGUCUCAGAGCUCGCUCCAUCUUAAUGACAAGCCUCUCAGCGUCGGAGAUCUCCGUAACAGCCACCUUCCGCAGAAUUCCCUCUUUCUCGCCUACCUCUCCGCAUGCUCUACUGGGGCCAAUAGAGCUGAUGGGCUCGUGGAUGAAGGAAUCCAUCUGAUAAGUGGAUUCCAGUUGGCCGGCUUUCGGCACGUGAUAGGAACUCUGUGGCAAGUUUCCGACCGACAUUGCGUGCCUGUAGCAGCCGAGAUCUACGAGACUCUUCUUCACGGACAGGCGGGGGAUGAAGCUGUUUGCAAAUCACUUCACCGGGCUCUGCGAAGCCUCAGAUCAACUUUGAUCAAGCGAGAUGAGGGCGGUAAACAGACUUCCAGUGUCACGAGGACGGACAGGUACGCUGUGUGUAAGGACUACGGCGCUCCCGUGGGAGGGGCGAAAGAGACUGCUUACAAGUUUUACUGGGUUCCGUAUGUACAUUUCGGCCCGUGA